Seriola dumerili (greater amberjack) is the source of this 2308-nucleotide messenger RNA. Its product is annotated as choline transporter-like protein 5-A. The transcript has 22 exons. NCBI's taxonomy places the organism in Eukaryota, Metazoa, Chordata, Actinopteri, Carangiformes, Carangidae. Gene Ontology annotation, cellular component: membrane. Bases 1 to 2190 code for a protein of 729 amino acids. Gene Ontology annotation, molecular function: transmembrane transporter activity. Gene Ontology annotation, biological process: transmembrane transport. The record is from RefSeq and is a predicted model, not a curated record.
AUGGCGCCCCACCGGUACAACCCGAGCCCUGCAGCCGCCGUACAGAGCGAGACCGCCGCUGCAGCCGCAGCACCGGGUCUCUACUACGGAGAACCACACAAGUUUGAUCCGUCCUUCCGAGGUCCAGUCUGCAGAAGAAGCUGCACUGAUGUCUUAUGUUGUUUGAUCUUCAUCAUUGUCAUCCUCUCGUAUGUGGCCCUGGGGAUAGUGGCCUGGUUACAUGGAGACCCCAGGAAGGUUCUCCAUCCCACAGACAGCUACGGACAGUUCUGUGGUCAGAAGGGGACGUCCAACGCGAAGAAACCCAUCCUGUUCUAUUUCAACAUCUUAAAAUGUGCCAACCCGGCGAUUCUCAUCAACCUACAGUGUCCCACCACUCAGAUGUGUGUGUCACGGUGCCCGGACAGGUUUGCCACCUACACUGAGAUGCAGCUGCAACACAAACUCAGCAACAGUUACUGGGAGUAUUAUAAACAGUUCUGUAAGCCUGGAUUUAAUGACCCUGACAAGCCAGUGUCUCAGGUUCUCCGAGACGAGGACUGUCCCUCCAUGAUCAUACCCAGCCGACCAUUUCUCCAGAGGUGUCUACCAGACUUCAUCACUCUGAAUGGGACUGUGACUGUGGCGAACAGGACCAGGUUUAAAGAUGCUCUGGAGAUGCCGCGCAGCGUUACUGAACUCCAGCAUGCUGCCAAGGGUAUAACGGGACUAGUGGACACUAAGGAGCUGGGUGUGAAGAUAAUGGAAGAUUAUGCCAAGUCAUGGUCAUGGAUACUCAUAGGUCUGCUGAUAGCCCUGGCUGUGAGUCUGGUCUUCAUCCUGCUGCUGAGGUUCACAGCUGGGUUACUGUUGUGGACGACCAUCAUCACUGUCAUACUGCUGCUGGCAUACGGUAUGUGGUACUGCUCCAUGGAGUGGUCCCAGCUCAGACACAGACCAGGCUCUGAUGUUGCCAUUGUAGAAGUCGGUUUGCAGACUGACCUGCAGGUCUACCUACAGCUCAGACAGACAUGGAUCAUAUUAUUGGUGUCCAUGGGAGCGAUAGAAGCCUUCAUCUUGGUGAUGUUGCUUUUCUUAAGGAGAAGAGUCCAAGUGGCCAUCGCCCUGCUCAGAGAGGCCAGCAAAGCCAUCAGUCACAUCAUGUCCACGCUGUUCUUUCCAGUCGUCACCUUCCUCUUGUUGACUGUCUGCAUCUCCUACUGGGCGGUCACAGCUGUGUACCUCGCAUCUUCAGGUGAAGCCAUCUACAAAGUCAUGUCCCCUAAUGUGAGCUGCCCCUACGCCAACAGCACCUGCAACCCUGAGACCUUCAACAGAACCAACAUCUCCAGGUCAGCGUUGUGUCUGGGGUCUCAGUGUUUGUUUGGCUUCUAUGGUGGGGAGACGCCCUACCACCGCUACCUCUUCCUGUUGCAGCUCUCCAACCUACUGGUCUUCCUUUGGUUGGUCAACUUCAGCUUGGCCCUGGAGCAGUGCACCCUGGCUGGGACGUUUGCUAGCUACUACUGGGCCAAGAGGAAGCCUCAGGAUAUCCCGCCAUGUCCUCUUUUCUCAUCCUUCAGCAGGACCAUCAGGUAUCACACAGGGUCUUUGGCCUUUGGAGCUCUAAUUCUUUCAGUCGUCCAACUUCUGCGGAUCAUACUGGAGUACCUGGAGCAGAAACUAAGAGGUGUUGACAACAGUGUGUCCAGGUUCAUACUGUGCUGUCUGAAAUGCUGUUUCUGGUGUUUGGAGAAGUUCUUACGCUACAUGAACCAUAACGCCUACAUCAUGGUGGCGAUCUAUGGUAAGAACUUCUGCACCUCAGCCAGAGAAGCCUUCUGCCUGCUGAUGAGAAACGUAGUCAGGGUUGCAGUUCUGGACAGAGUGACAGACUUUCUGUUAUUUCUGGGCAAAGUGCUGAUAGCAGGAGGAGUUGGCGUGUUUGCGUUCUUCUUCUUCACUAAGAAGAUCCCUGUCAUCCAGGAGGAAGUGCCUAAUCUCAACUACUACUGGGUCCCCAUGCUGACUGUGGUGAUAGGUGCCUACCUGAUCGCACAUGGUUUCUUCAGCGUCUAUGCCAUGUGUGUUGACACGCUCUUCCUCUGUUUCUGUGAUGACUUGGAGAGGAAUGAUGGUAGUUCAGAAAAACCUUUCCUCAUGUCUCCAGAGCUGCACAGAAUUCUGGGAAAAUCCAGUCAUUUGCAGUGAUAGCCUGGCCUCCUGUGCCCUCCACUCCAUCAGCAGCGAGUCUGCCCAGUCUUCUGGUCAUCAAUUUGGAGGGACACACAACCCUGAAUUGACAUCACCUGUCCAAAUCGAAGAGAUG